UCGACAAACACACCCACACCCUCCCCUUUUCCUGCUCUGUCUCGUCUCCCACACGCCACCGGCUCUCAAUCUCCGUCGCGACCUCCUUUCCUCCCGGCGACGACAGGGCGAGUGGCACCGCGCCGCCCUUUGCCCGUUUCUCCGGAGACCGAAAGGGGAGUGAAGCUAAUAUGGCUGCCUUGCCGCUGGCCACUGCUGAAGUAUGUGAUGCUAAUCCUCAUUUGAUUAUGAAUGGUGAGCUUCGUGCUCUCCAUCCCAUCUUCCAAAUCUACGGAAGGCGCCAAGUUUUUGCUGGUCCUAUUGUGACGCUGAAGGUCUAUGAGGACAAUGUUCUGAUCCGUGAGUUCCUUGAGGAGAAAGGCCACGGCAGGGUCCUUGUGGUUGAUGGUGGUGGGAGUUUGCGCUGUGCCAUUCUGGGUGGCAACCCUGUCCAGCAGGCACAGAACAAUGGGUGGGCUGGCAUCGUGGUGAACGGGUGCAUCAGGGAUGUUGAUGAGAUCAACGGCUGCGACAUUGGUGUUCGAGCUCUCAACUCCCACCCGAUGAAGGCAAACAAGAAGGGCAUUGGUGAGAAGCAUGUGCCUGUGACCAUCGCAGGAACUAGGAUUUGCGAUGGCGAAUGGCUCUAUGCCGAUACGGAUGGCAUUCUUGUCUCGAGGACGGAGUUGACCGUGUAGACCCAUUCCCUCUUUGUACGUGUGUAUAAGAAUUGGGCACAUAAAAGCAGGGCUGCUCUUGUCCUUGCCUCUUGGCGUUCUGUCUGAACCUGUAAUAAUGGAUUGUUGUUGGAUCACACAAUUGCCAGGAAUAAUUAUUGGAUGUUACAAAUUGUUGUCGAUCAAUUUUUGGAA
Messenger RNA from Panicum hallii, 851 nucleotides. Its product is annotated as putative 4-hydroxy-4-methyl-2-oxoglutarate aldolase 2. Bases 171 to 677 code for a protein of 168 amino acids. Gene Ontology annotation, molecular function: ribonuclease inhibitor activity. The record is from RefSeq and is a predicted model, not a curated record. Gene Ontology annotation, biological process: regulation of RNA metabolic process. The transcript has 2 exons. Lineage: Eukaryota; Viridiplantae; Streptophyta; Magnoliopsida; Poales; Poaceae.